AUGUCACAACAUCAAGAUACAUCUGCUUCUAAAAAUACUAAGUCUACUCCAAAAUUUAGUGUUCCUCCCAUGGGCGUCCCUGAUGAUGAGAUUUUGGAUGUUGCUCCUCUCUUUUAUAAGGAAGGAACACACUAUAUUGAUCGUGUUAUAAGAGACAUAGUUACUAGAAUUCUUAAUAAAGGCCACUCUGUGAAGGGGGUUUCUACUCCCCUUGCUCAAAUGUAUCCCCCUCCUAAUGUUGAACAACCUAGUGGUAAGGGUGAUGAUUCCUCCAGUUCUGAAAAGGCCUCGGCUACUGAAGGGUUGCGCUCUCUAGGGCAAACCGUGUCUGACAAAGGGAAAUCUGAUGGUAGCUCUGAUGAUCAAGAGGAAAGCUGGAUUCAUCACAUAAAGCCAAGUGUGGCUAAACGCAUGAAGACUCGCAAAGGAAAAUCUGUGGCUGAACUUAUGUCAGCUAGAGAAGCUAAGAAGACUGCUGUCAUUGGUCCCUCCAAACCAUGGAGCAAGGUUGAAAUAAAGAAGAGGAAGGUCAAAGAUGAUUCUGAGUUUGAAGAGGAUGUUGAGGAAGAUGUCCCUGACAUCUCGCCUGCGAAGAAAACUACUGUUAGGAAGUCUCCUGUUAAAAGAAGGGUAGUUGUGGAAAGGGAAUUGGGAAAAGAUGCUGCUGAUGUCAAGGAGGUCAUAGACCUGAUACAAGCUGCUGGGAUUUUGAAGACUGUUGUUGGGUUCUCUCAAUGCUACAAAGGUUUAGUCAAGGAAUUUAUUGUUAAUAUUCCUAAGGAUAUUUCUAAUAAGAACAACACGCAAUUCUGUAAGGUGUAUGUGAGGGGCAGAAAUAAUGAGGGUGCAGGAGAAUUAGAGGUUACAGACAAUCAGGUCUGUAGGGAGAUUAUAGCUAAGCAGGUGAAAGUUUGGCCUUUUAAAAAGUAUCUUCCUGCUGGGAAGUUGACUAUCAAGUAUGCUAUCCUGCAUAAAAUAGGAGCUGCUAACUGGGUCCCUGCCAACCAUAUCUCCACCAUUGCUAAUACUCUUGGGAGGUUUAUUUUUGCUGUUGGGACAAAAGUGAAAUUUGACUAUGGUAGAUAUAUGUUUGAUCAAAUCAUUAAGCAUGCAACUACUAAUGCAGUUAAGCUGCCAAUUGCUUUUCCCUCUAUGAUCUGUGGAAUUAUCUUGAAUCAACAUCCUGGCAGUCAUGCCGAGGAUAUUGUCAUGACAUCUGCCAUGAGGAGGCCAGUCUCAAAAGUUGGAGCAAUUGCUGAGCUUAAGGAGACAUGCAAAGAACUAGGUGAAGGGAUUAGGGUAGCCACAACUAGAAAACAAUCUUUGGAAGCCUUGAUUGAAAGCUUGGAGAAGACUGAGGGUGAAAAUGUUGAACAUGCUAAUGUCAGCCAUGAAGAAGAAGCUGAAGCCCACACCUCUAGUGAGAGGUCUGCUAACAAUGAUGAUGCGAGUGGCAAUUCUGCUUUUGGUGCUACUGAAGAGGCUGCAAACUCAAGCUCUACUGAGUAA
Molecule: messenger RNA, 1509 nt
Organism: Lathyrus oleraceus (garden pea)
Lineage: Eukaryota; Viridiplantae; Streptophyta; Magnoliopsida; Fabales; Fabaceae
Exons: 6
Coding region: 1-1509 (502 amino acids)
Source: RefSeq, a predicted model, not a curated record